GGGUCUUGUGUAUUUAUGAGCAUACUGGACCCUUUUGGUUCGUACGCACAUUCUCCAUUCGCCACUGUCGCGCAGUCUUUAAGUAUACUGCAGCAAGAUGUCGAAAGAUCAUGAUCAAGGCGCACGGGAACCGGAGCAGCUCCGCAAGCUCUUCAUCGGAGGACUGAGUUUUGAGACCACAGACGAGAGCUUGCGAGCCCAUUUUGAACAAUGGGGUACACUCACCGACUGCGUGGUGAUGAGGGAUACUGGCAGCAAAAGGUCCAGGGGAUUCGGCUUUGUGACCUACUCCACUGUGGAAGAAGUGGAUGCUGGUAUGGAUGCACGGCCUCAUAAGGUUGAUGGCAGGAUGGUAGAGCCCAAGAGAGCGGUUUCCAGAGAGGACUCCAAUAAACCCGGUGCCCACGUAACGGUCAAGAAGAUUUUCGUUGGCGGCAUCAAAGAAGACACAGAGGAAGCACAGCUGCGAGACUACUUCAGUCAGUUUGGAAAGAUUGACUUGGUUGAAAUUAUGACCGACCGCAACACGGGCAAGAGGCGAGGCUUUGCAUUCGUUACGUUUGAUGACCACGAUUCCGUGGACAGGAUUGUCAUUCAGAAAUACCACACAGUCAACUGCCACAAUUGUGAGGUGAGGAAGGCCCUCUCGAAGCAAGAGAUGCAGAAUACGGGCAUGAGUCGCCCUGGUAACUUCAACAGAGGCGGUGGCUAUGGAGGUAAUGAUUUUGGCCGCGAUGGAUACUUCGGUGACCGUGGUGGAAGAGGUGGAGGAUACGGUGGUGACAAUUACAACAAUGGCUACGGCGGGGGAGAUGGUGAUAACCUAGGCGCUGCUGAUGUACUCAAUACAUCUGUUGCAGGUUACGGAGGAGGUGGUGGAUACGGAGGUGGUGGCGGUGGGAACCGUGGCUAUGGAGGGGGACAAGGCUAUGGCAACCAGGGUGGAGGUGGCGGAGGCGGUUAUGGUGGAAACGGCUACGAUGGCUACAACAACGGUAAUGGAAAUGGAAACUACGGCGGUGGUGGUGGAGAUUCCUCUGUAGGUAACUACGGGAGUGGAGGAGGCGGCGGCGGUGGCAGCAGUGGAGGCAACGGCUACAAUGAUUUUGGCAACUACAACAACCAGUCGUCUAACUACGGCCCCAUGAAAGGAACUAACUUUGGAGGUGGAGGCGGUGGUGGCAGUGGAGGAGGAGGAGGAGGUGGAGGACGGAACAGUGGGCCUUAUGGUGGUGGCUAUGGGGGUAGCACUGGCGGAGGCGGUGGCGGCGGAUAUGGUGGUGGUGGUGGUGGCGGAUCUGGCAGACGGUUUUAACAUUGACAAGGACUGAGUACUUAGGAGAGGAGAGCAGAGCAAGCGACAGGGAAGGGCAGGUUGAGAUGUACUGCUCAGCCAAUGAGAUGUACUGCUCAGUGAUGUACAUUAGGAGAAUCAUGGAGCUCAUUUUUAAUCAAAAAAAUAUGUGUCCAGGAUUAUUUUUUAUGUUUCUGGAAAGGCAUUCCAAUGGGGUUUAUGUAGAUUUCUUUUUAAGUAUGGUUUUUAUUUUUGUGUAUCUGCAUUUAAUCAAGUUGAAAUAAAACACCUUUCAGUUUUUUUUAAACCGUUGUCUCGUUAGCCUCUUUGAGGGUUUGGGAGAGGGAGGGAACACUUGUCUCAGUUGGUGAGAUGGCUCUUUGGGAAUAAACCAUCAGUGUAAGAUAUGUCCUGGGUGUAUGUGGAAUUUAUGAAAAAUUCAAUAGUGGCAAAUGAUCUUGCUAUAAACCUGCCACACACUUAAGUUGACCGAAGUGGUGCACGAGUACAAUCAAAAAGCCUCACGGGCAUACUGAGGACAGAUGUUGGAGGGAAGAAAACAUCCGGAGGAGGCUAGCGUACAUGCCAGUCUUGAGGCUAGCCAUGGAAGCCAGCUGAGGGAGGGAAGUAGCAAAACCGACCCCAGGAGCAAAGAAGCAGGGGAGUGAGAACAGUGCUGAGGCUAGCAUGCAGCAGCUACCAAAGAGCUUUAAGGCUGUGUAGGUAAGACAAGACUUCUCCACUCCCGUUAGUUUGUUUACAUACUGUGUUCUGUAGUUGGUAGCAAGUUACGUGGCAGAGUAUUAAACUUUGAAAACAUUUAUUUCCUUAUAGCGUCUAAGAACUGGCUGUUAUCCUUUGCAAAUGUUAUGCAUGCUAAAUCCUAAUAAAUUACAAUUUUAUAGAUAAAAGCCUUCCUCACGCUUGGUAUCUCAUUUUACAGGGGAAUUGGCAUUGCGCUGCUGCAACAUUGAAUGAAUGACGGUGGAUCAGGCACUUUAUUAAGGUUUGUUUAAAGGGCGGUGUAGUAACAAUACGAGCACAUGACUGACUGUGUUCUAAACUUGUUCCCUGUAUGCCACCAUAGGUUUCAUGGACAGAUGGCGUUUGAGGCUGAUAUGCUUCAACAAAUUGCAUGGCUGCUGUGCGGUCUUUUUAACAUUUCUAAUAAAAUAUUUGUACAAAACGAUGUAUUUGUAUUUUUAACAAAGUAUUUCUCAAGAACAAAUGUUUAUUGAUGUUACAAAAUGCAUGCCUUAAGCUUGCCAACUACGGAAAAUUUAAAUGAAAUGAGCUGAGUUAAUGAUAUACAUUAUGAAAUUACUCAGCGUUGCUGCCUUCCUUGCAUAUUUUGCGGCACCAGGUAGACUUUAUCAUCAGGUGUCUGCUGUAGGCAGUACUCGUCUAUCGAAUAUGGCUGACCGUGUUCAUCCUUUAAAUAGGUAAACACUUUACUGUAAAGGUCUGUGAGAUGGCACUUUACAAUAGCAAGGCUGUUUUGAAACUUUAUUCUCUGCUGAGCCAGCUGCUCUUGGUGUGCUUGUAGCUGGUCCAGUUCUCCCUCAAGGUGAACUAUAUUCUCUAGCUUCCUCUUCCUGCAGUUCUGGGCAGCAACCUUGUUCUUCCCUCGCCGUCUUAUAUCCCUGACCAGAGCCAGCUGAGACUCAGACAGUGUGUGCUGUGUCAAGAGCUCAUUGAAGUCGUCGACUGGCACGUUGAUGAUCUUUUCCGCAGUAAAGGGGAUUUUCAGGGCUAGUGCGCGUCUCUCAUCUCUGCUCAGUGGUGCUGGGUGGGUGUGGUUAUCUUGUUGCUUCACAUGCAUGCUCUGAUGAGAGCACCCUCUGCUGGACAACUCGGCGCCAUCUAUCUGGUCGUUCAAAGUAUUUCCU
This is a messenger RNA of Gadus chalcogrammus (walleye pollock), 3183 nucleotides long. RefSeq names its product heterogeneous nuclear ribonucleoprotein A1b (gene hnrnpa1b). The record is from RefSeq and is a predicted model, not a curated record. The transcript is spliced from 11 exons. Gene Ontology annotation, molecular function: RNA binding. Bases 98 to 1315 code for a protein of 405 amino acids. NCBI's taxonomy places the organism in Eukaryota, Metazoa, Chordata, Actinopteri, Gadiformes, Gadidae.